UUCUGCUAAAACUAUCAAUCCAAAUCCAGAACUGCUUAGUAUGCUCUACUCUGUAAAGUCCUCCUCAUCAGAGACAAUAUAAAUAAAGACUGAGUACUACAUUUCCUGAGCUUUUAUCAUUAAUAAACUCCAAACAUUCAUAAAGAACCAUGUGCAGGAUGCCGGGAGACCCCCGUCCGUCUGUGUGGGGAGGAGACGGGGGGUGUACUGAAUGAUAAAGAGGGAAAAUAAUAGCGUGUUUGGGGCGCCGGUGAGACUAGAGAGGAGGCAGUGGAAAUUCAAAAGACCACAGGCGACUGCGGUGGCUCAUUUUAUACAAGACAAAAGCAUGCCAUUAGUAAUCAAGCAGACCACAAUCAGAAGGAACUUUCAUUCAUGAAAACGGGAUGUUUUUCAUCCGCAUAUGAAAAGACCACUCAUCCUGGACAGAUAUAUACUAAAUAGGCAUGGAACGGUUUUUGUGAAGGAACCGAACCGUACGGUUUGCUUGUCACGGCGCGGGGCGUGUGUAAACCGUACAGGGUCCACGGGUUUUUUUUUUCUCCAGACGUUCGAAAUUCGCAUUAUAGCCAAAUGCCCGUAUGUCACCAUGUGGUUCUCAUUCGUGCCAAAGAAGCGAAAGCGAAGGUUUGUGGUGGCAUGGACAAACAUGGCAAGUGGGAGUGGAGUAGGCAGGCUGCCUAGGCCAGAGAUGAAGGAUGCCCCAGCAUUGUUUAAAUCAGGUGUGUGGGAUCAUUUCGGAUUCCCCGUCACAUACGAUGAUACUGGCAAUAAAAACGUGGAUCGAACUGUUACAAUAUGCAAGCAUUGCAAAACCCGCAUUGCAUACGCUAGUGGAAACACUUCCAAUAUGACCGGCCAUUUACGAAGACAUCACCCAAGUGUGUCAGUAAAGGGGAGGAGAGGAGAGCCUGCCAAAAAGCCAUUCACAAUCAGCGCGGCAUUUAAACAGCCCCUGGCUGAGGACACCGCCAAGGCGAAAUCAAUUUCCAAAGCCAUAGGUAUAUUCAUUGCAAAGGACAUGCAGCCCUACAGCGUGGUGGAGGGUGAAGGCUUUAGGAAUAUGAUAAAGGUGCUGGAGCCGCGGUACGUCAUGCCCUCUCGUAGAUACUUUGGCACCAAUGUGAUACCGAACUUAUAUGAAGAGACAAGGGUGGACAUAGUUAAGGAGUUAUCUGAGGCAUGCCAAAUAGCUCUGACGACGGAUGGAUGGACUUCCAGGUCCACCGAAAGUUACCUUACAGUGACUGCCCACUACAUUACGCCCCAAUGGGAGUUACGAAGCUGCGUAUUGCAAACGCGCCCAAUAUAUGAGAGUCACACAAGCGAAUUUCUCUCCGAAAAGCUAAGAGAGGUGGUGGAGGAAUGGAAAUUGGAGAGGGACAACGGCACCAUCCCUGUCACGACUGACAAUGCCAAGAACAUAGUGAAUGCAGUAGGUUUGACGGAGGGACUUGGGCCACAGAUAUCCUGCUUUGCUCACACAGUCAACCUGGCAGCCAAAAGCGCCAUCUCUACAGCCCAAAUCUCACGACUGCUGGCGAAGGUCAGAAAGGUGGUCACCUUUUUCCAUCGAAGCACAACAGCCGCCUUCAUCUUGAAAACAAAGCAGGACAUGCUGACACUGCCAGACCACAAGUUAAUUCACGACGUGCCAACGCGCUGGAACUCCACAUACGAUAUGUUAAAGCGCUAUGUGGAGCAACAGGCGGCCCUCUAUUCCACGGUGACAGACAAAAAUAUGAAAAAAAAAAAGCCAAGGACAUUUCCCUGUUAACCGACAGUGAAACAAAGCUGACAGAGGGCCUCAUUGAUGUUCUUAAACCUUUGAAGAAUGUGACUACCCUGAUGAGCACAGAAACAUCUCCCUCUGUCUCAAUGAUUAUGCCACUGCAGAGGAUGGUACUGAAAGCAAUGGCACCAAGUGCAGACGACAGUUCCACCAUCAAAGAUGCCAAGGCAGCCAUCACCAAGGAUCUUCAAAGCAGAUACAGUGACCAUAGUAUUCAGGAUUAUCUGCACAGAGCCACAGCACUGGAUCCCAGGUUCAAGUCCUUGCCUUAUCUGGAUGAAGCCUGCGUUCAGAAAAUCUGGGAUGAUCUCACAUUGGAAAUUGUAAACCUCGAAGAGCAGGCUCAACAACACUGUGAAGCUCAGGCAGCCAGUUCAUAUUCAGCAGCGGAAUCUGAGCCGUCAGAGACCUCUCCUCCCCCCAAGAAAUCUGCCAUGGCAACAGUUUUUGCUGAUUUUUUUACAACAGAGGCAAGAAGUACAAAGCCUUUGCCAGAAACCAUUCGUGAAGAGGUCACCUCAUACAAGGAAACAAGCUGCAUUUCUGUGGAUGAAGAUCCCCUCGCAUGGUGGAAAACCAACGCACAUAAGUAUCCCCAUGUAGCAAAGUUGGCACAACGUGACCUGGCUGUCCCAGGUACAUCUGUGCCAAGUGAGCGUGUUUUUUCCACAGCAGGGGACAUUGUCACUGCAAGUAGGUCUCGCCUCUUGCCAGAAAAUGUUGACAAACUGAUUUUCAUGCAGAAGAA
Astyanax mexicanus (Mexican tetra) is the source of this 2540-nucleotide messenger RNA. RefSeq names its product E3 SUMO-protein ligase ZBED1-like. The record is from RefSeq and is a predicted model, not a curated record. The coding region runs from base 404 to 1777 and encodes 457 amino acids. Gene Ontology annotation, molecular function: DNA binding. NCBI's taxonomy places the organism in Eukaryota, Metazoa, Chordata, Actinopteri, Characiformes, Acestrorhamphidae. The transcript is spliced from 2 exons.